Lentinula edodes (shiitake mushroom) is the source of this 1327-nucleotide messenger RNA. RefSeq lists its product as uncharacterized. The transcript is spliced from 19 exons. Lineage: Eukaryota; Fungi; Basidiomycota; Agaricomycetes; Agaricales; Omphalotaceae. The coding region runs from base 196 to 1230 and encodes 344 amino acids. The record is from RefSeq and is a predicted model, not a curated record.
AUAGCACUUCCUCGACCACCAUCUAUCCAUCUAUCUAUCUGAGUUUCACAUUGUAUUGUAUAAUGGGAUCCCGUUGUCAACUAUAGUGUGAUGGGCAUAGCAAGAACUGUCCAGUAUCUCGGAAUCCCCUCACAGCCAUUAUGAUUCAUUGUGCAUUAAAAGCUUGCCCUUCAACACCCAUAUUUUUGUAUCAACAUGUCCCUCUGUAUAUCACCAGCGCCAGUCGACUCAGACAUUGUGCGUUCAGUGCUAGGACCUACCUUUGCGGGGUGCAUGGUUGCUGUAGGACUUUCAGCGGUUUUAGGGUUUCAGGUCUUUUUAUACUUUCGCAUAUUUCCUUCCGACGCAUUACGGUACAAGGUUUUGGUUGGAUGGAUUUGGGUUCUUGAUGUUGUGCAUACUGUUCUGCUCUGUACUACGAUGUGGCGGUAUCUCAUUGUCAACUUUGGUAAUAUGGCUGCUGUGAACGAACUUUUCCCGACUACUGCAGUUGAAAUCUCAAUAACCGCUAUCACCACUCUGACUGUCAAUGGUUUUUACAGUUGGAGGAUCUACAAAAUGAGCAAGCAUAACUGGUGGCUGAUUGGGCCUAUUGCUUUUCUUUCUGUUUCUCAAGUUGGGCUUUCAUUGACUUCAACAGUCGGAUUUAUUUCUGCAGGCGAAAUAAGUGAUAUUCCACAUAGAAUCGGGAAUGUGUUCAUAGCCAGUUUGGUUGUAUCUGCAACCUCUGAUGUUCUCAUCUCCGUGGCACGCUACUAUUAUCUACGGAAUCUUAAACAGGGACACUGGCCGACUCAAGAAAUCGUGGAAAUCAUGGAUGCAACACUGGUGUUUACAAUUAAUGAUGGGUUUCUAUCAUGUGUUGUUGCAAUUGCUACAGUAGUAUGUGACUUGGCAAUGCACAACAAUAAUAUUUACCUAGGCAUCUAUUUUACUAUUUCCAAGUUUUAUUCAAAUUCCGUACUUGCCACUCUUAAUCUUCGCAAUUGGUAUCGACAUCGAUAUGCCCAUCCAGUUGGGCUCUCAUUGAUGCGCCCACUAACUAUUGAUGGGCAGACAGUACACCAUAGUGGGCGUUCACCGCCACCCAAUCAUAGUAGUUCUCCAAGCAAACAUGCUUAUCCUAAUAAGAUCAAUGACACGGUAGUCGAAGUACACACGCAGCGUCAAGUCGAGUAUGACAUCUCCAAUCUAAUCACAAAUGACGCCCAGGCGAAUACAGAGAAUUAGAGAAUAGAGAAGCGCGUGAUCAUUGUGAUUAUCUAGGAGAAAAAAAUACCAAAGAUGUACUCUGUUUGCCUCAUAUAAUCCACUAUUCUCAACACCA